CAGAGCUUACCUGAGAAGGCCUCCCUCUCUCGGGAAACGGUGUUGAGCCGAAGGCGGGCCGUCUUAUGAACGGGAGCUACCAACGACGGUCGCUAGGGAGACCGUUGCGCCGUUUUCAAACGUUACGCUGACACCUUUUAGCUGCACACGGGUCAGCUGAACUUCGGUCACUCGGUGUUGGCGACAGUGGGGCGAGGAGGUGGAUUUAUCUGUCCGGGUGCAAACCCAGGCAGACGGGAUCCUAAAUGGCUCCAGUAGGAAAGGAAAACCAGCAAGUACCUUUGCCCUUUCCGAAGACCCUUGACAAACCAAGUUGGAAGGAAAACACUUUGCUGGCUGCAGGCACUUCCAGUAGCAGUAAGAUCCCGGUCCUUUCCAAAAGCAGACACCCUCCAGAGUGGAGACAAUCCCAGCCACAGACAUGUUCUUUCAAAGCGAGGACUUACGAGAUGUCUCAUUCCAAUCCAGUUCUGGAAUUGGCAGUUGGGUUAGCCCCCAAGACCCCUACCAGAGAACCCUUCUCAGAGAUGCAGUUAACCACCCCCGGUUGUAGGAAUGAAGGUGAUGUGUCUUAUGGCAAAGAAGUGAACACAGCCGAGUUUGUGUCUGACCCAGAAGCUCUUGCCAGCAUACUAUCCAACACAGGGCUGAGUCACCAGAUGGUGAGUGCAGCCCACAAGCCCAGCCUUGCCCAGCGAGUUCCUCUGAAAGGGGAGAGAGCACGGUUUACUAGCAUUGGGAAGGCCUACCCUUCCCUGGAUACAGAGGCUCCUACGGUGAACCCUUUUCGCAUGUCCCAUAUCUCUACCUCCGCUUCAACAGAUAUAGAUCGCCCACAGUCUUUGAGCCUUGCCUUGGAUACCCAACAACUUAAAACGUUGUCAACUACACUCAAGAACUGGAAGCCUGGGGUGCAGAUGGCAAAGGCCAACCAACCCACAAAGACCGCGAAGGGGGACAAUUCAACAUCCAGUCUGGAGGCAAAACAUCCGAGCAAUGUUGCUGGGGGCAGUCUGUCAACGCAAAGCAGCUCAGCUGGGAGGAAAAAAAACACAGGAACAUCUGGGGAAGAGGAAGAGUUCAUGCCAGACCCAGCAGCGAAAGCAAGCAUCCUUUUGAACAUAGGCUUGAGCCACUCUGGCCUUGGAGCCAUGGGAAAAAUGAGCCUGGCCCAGCGGGUACCGUUGAAGGAUGCUCGGAAACUGUCAGUAUUGUGUGACAAUAUGCAGGGGGAAGGUCCCUCUCUGUCCCAGCCCCGCACGAGUGUGAUGUCUGCAGGGAAGUAUGGCCGUGUGCUCUGCCGUACUACUCCAGGCCCUAAAGGUCUGGCUUCUGGAGCUCAGCAAACUAACACACCGCUUAAGAGGUGUUCCAAUGCUGAAUGUACACCUUAUGGACUAGCCAGAAGAGUUCCUAUUACUAGCUCUCAAUCCUUGCGUUGCUCAUCCUGGAUACGCCAACGUACACCUCUUUCUUCCCGUACGACAGACAAAAGGGUCAAAUUGUUAGACAGAGUCACUGGACCGAUGGGAGCUGUUGGUUCCAAAGAGGAAGAUGCCUCUGUGCCCUGGGAGAAAAUAGCUGUGCGUCUUUUUGAUGAGGAAAUGGCAGCAUCGGUGAAGAAAGUGCCAACUGUUCCUGCGAUUACCAAAGAAAUGGAAAAGCUUCAGCGUGUUGAGUACCUUGCCCAGCUCUUGCAGCAGGAGAUGGAUGGUGACAUUGAUUAUGAGGAGGCCCCUUCACUAAAGAAAUUGCACAAGUGCUUGACAGUUCACGGCUCACCAACCCUGGCGGCUUUCAAGCCCGAACUAUCUCCUACGCCUCCCCAGGAUCCUAAGCCAAGCUUGUCUGAAGAGGCUCCAGACUUAACUGUGACUGUUACCUCUGCACCUACCUCCACCCACACCACUUCAAGCCAGCUGCACGUCUGCCCCAGCCCCUCCCUGCAAGAAGCCAGCUGCCCCUCAUUCAGUGCAACAAGUACCGAUCUUGCAAAACAACGGUUGGAUCACCUCCGGACUGCCCCCCUUCGUUUCCACGAAGCCUGCCUAAAUGACGAAUGUGCCUUCUAUACUUCUCGCCUUGCUUCCCUGACUCGGCCCUCGGCGCAUCGGUGCCAAGAGCCGGUGGCAAAAAUGCUGAACGCUCACGAUACCAUGCAUUUUACACCCAUCUCUGCAACUGCACCUCUUUCCCCACCUUGAGGAAGAAAGGACUCCACUCUCCUGAAAAAAAGGAGCCAUGCCACUGUUUUGGGGUUGGUGGAUGGAGACAGAAGCGCUUGGCAGUUGUGAAAAGGGAGGAGUAACAGCUGCAAAAGCCAUUCUGUCAAGGAUACACUAAUACUAUACAAACAGGGUUUUUUUUUAAUGUAAAUGGUAUAUAAACAGUUUUUUAAAAAUAAACUAACCGUAAAAGAGUUGCCCUGGUUUCCCCCCCCCCCCAGUAUGAGAAGAAAGCACGGAAUUUGUUCCAAGUUCACGUUCCUGCGAAAUAGCCUUGCCAGAUUUUAUUACAGGUGCUUUUUAUUCACGUGUCUCUUACUGUGUUUGUAAGGGGGAGGGAACCUAUCACAGGUAACUGCUGCAUGAAGAGAGUAAAAAUUUGAUUUGCACAUUUUGUGGACUAAUACUAGCACUUGUACUGAAAUAGAAAAAUAAAGGGCCAAUAGCCAA
Crotalus tigris (Tiger rattlesnake) is the source of this 2675-nucleotide messenger RNA. RefSeq names its product trophinin associated protein (gene TROAP). NCBI's taxonomy places the organism in Eukaryota, Metazoa, Chordata, Lepidosauria, Squamata, Viperidae. The record is from RefSeq and is a predicted model, not a curated record. The coding region runs from base 246 to 2204 and encodes 652 amino acids. The transcript is spliced from 17 exons.